Messenger RNA from Thermothelomyces thermophilus ATCC 42464, 261 nucleotides. RefSeq lists its product as uncharacterized. Lineage: Eukaryota; Fungi; Ascomycota; Sordariomycetes; Sordariales; Chaetomiaceae. The record is from RefSeq and is a predicted model, not a curated record. The transcript has 2 exons. The coding region runs from base 1 to 261 and encodes 86 amino acids.
AUGGACGUGUGCUAUUGUGCAAAUUACUAUGUUCUGAAGACCGGUGCCUCCCUCAGCCCGGGACGACUCCCAGACGAUUGCCUCUGGCUCCUAUCACAGCCGCCAAGCCGCGAAGAACAGGAUGACCAGCACUCGAUGAAGAGAUUAAGGGACUCCAGGCGACCAUCUUGGACCUUUGUUGGGAUCUCGAUGCCUUCCUUGAGACUCUCGACAACAGAAGCAAGUUCAUGGAAGAACGGGAGGGCCAACACGAGAAGGUGA